Sordaria macrospora k-hell is the source of this 2049-nucleotide messenger RNA. RefSeq lists its product as uncharacterized. The record is from RefSeq and is a predicted model, not a curated record. Lineage: Eukaryota; Fungi; Ascomycota; Sordariomycetes; Sordariales; Sordariaceae.
AUGGCAUCACCUCGCGCCACCUCCAUCGACUCGGUCGAAAACACUACCGACAAAAUCCUGACCUUGUGGCAACCUGUCAGCUUCGAUAUAGUGAUGACCAGAAAUGACGAUAUCGCCGCUGGACCCAUUCUAGUCAACAACCCCCCUCUGUGGCUCAUCGCCAUGCACGACCAGAUCGCCAGAGCUCACCAUCAGAUCCGCGAAAUUGCCCUUUCCGUAGGACAGGAGCAAGCCCAAGGACUCGCGACCCUCCGCACUCAGUAUGAAGACCUAAGGGACAACUACAACCUCGUCGCCACCAUGUUCAAAAGAGGCCUCGAGGCGUCUCAGAACCAGGUCGCCAAAUUCGAACAAGGAAUUCAACAGGCCAGCGACAGGUUCGCCUCGGAGGUCUGGACUGUCAUUGCCAAGUACGGAAAACAAGAUGCCGCCCGUCAGAAGGCCAUCGACCAACUCCGGGAAAUCUCACUUCGCCAUCAAAAGGCCCUCGAAACCCUCAAUGAAAGAACCGCUCGCCAGCAAUUCCCCCUGGGCCACGCCGAAAACCGGGCAACUACCCAUAAUCAACAGAUCAGUGACAUCUACGACAAACUCGUUCACCCCAGCCAACUCAAAGCCCUCGAAGAACAGAUCACGAACCUCCAGAGAACCAUCGAACAAGCAGGACAGAAGGCACCCGAUACUGCCUCCAUUCUGCGUCUCUUGGAACAACGGGCUGCCAUCAAAGCCCCCAGCACCACACAACACUCCUCCCUAUCAGAACCCUUCUUCGGCUUCCUUAAGGACAACGACCUCCAAGCAGCCCAAGCCAGACGACAAGCCAACCAAGCUCGUAUGCAACGAGAGGCUACGUAUGCUAACAACUACGGAACCGGCUCAGUACGGUUUGGACAGUCCGCGGGAAGGCAAGGCUCCCCGGGACCUCCCCGGCCGCCCCGAAACACUCUCGGGCCAGCAGGCAACGACGACGACGAUGCUCGAAACCAGGCCAAUAGUUUCCUGGCGAAUUGGGGUUACCCAACCAUCCAAACUACGCCUAUCCACCUCAACAAGCCUGCAACCUACGACGGCAAAAAACUCGAUGCUUUCCGACCCUGGUGGGCCCGUAUCAGCGCCUACCUCCACGCUUACGCUGCUAGCUUCCCCACCGACAGCCAUAAAAUCAACUGGCUGGGUUCAAUGCUCACGGACAAAGCCCAGAAAUGGCACGACUCACGGUCCCGUCAGAUCCGCUCUAUGGGAGUGGAAGACACCUGGAAAGGGUACUCUAGCGCUCUCCUUGAACGAUUCAAGGAUCCUUCGGAACGCCACCGUAAUGCGAAGAAGAUGGAAGAACUCCGGUACCACGGCGACACAGCAGAAUACCUCACAGAACUCCUUGACCUCAACGAAACUGUCGGAUGGGCAGGAACUACAUUCCAGAACCAGAUCGGUAGAACUCUCCCGUCCAAAAUCACGGAACUGAUGUUCUCUAUGAGAGGAGGAAUCCCCGAGACCGACGACGAAUUCAUCAGCGCUGUCAAAGAGGCCGGACGAGUCUACGAAAACAUGCUGCAGGCCCCAGGCUAUCAGUCGGGAAAAGACGCGCCCACUUCAAGAACGGAGCACUCAAAGUCAGGCCAACAAUCUCACAAGGAUACCCGCUCCCCUUCCAACCAAAGCCAAUCCUCAAGAGAGUCCGACAAACCAGCCAAAGACAAGAAAUGGGACACCGUCCGCGAAGCCUUGAAAAACAUCGAUCAGAGCGACAUCGAUCAGAGCGACAUCGACCAACGCAAAAAGGACCGCGUUUCUUGCUGGCGAUGCGGACGCAACAAUCACCACACCCUGGAGUGUUUCGCAAAGAAGGAUAACAACGGUAAAGAACUGUCCCAGCCAGCAGUUACGGCCGCCAUCUCCGCCAAACGGAAAAACAGCGACCGUGAAGAAGAAGGAGCUGAGGACCUCGCCAAUAGCGACGAGGCCCAGUUCAAGAAAGCGAAAACCAACGCAAUCACCAGAGCCAUGCAGACAAUGGAAGAAGAUAGCGACUCCGACUCGGAUUUUUGA